Molecule: messenger RNA, 1784 nt
Organism: Cuscuta europaea
Lineage: Eukaryota; Viridiplantae; Streptophyta; Magnoliopsida; Solanales; Convolvulaceae
Source: the annotation of a GenBank genome assembly
GUUAAAGUACGCCACUCCCGAUCUAAAUAAACUACCAGUAAUAAAGUACGGCGUAAGAAUCAGAGGAACCAAACAGCUUAUGCUAAACACAAUCAAGCACGGGAAAGAAGGGAAUCAAGACGGCAACGGGCAACCCAACGACGACGAACUGACGGACUGCGAGUUGGCUACCACCCUCGGCCCUUCUUCCAAUUUCAGACUGAAUCUCUGGUGCUGCCAUCUCCAUCUUGCAGACAAUUGUAAUGGAUGGGUCGAGGACUUUGCAGAUCAACCCCAUCAGAGCAUUUUAUAAGCAAAAGAAUCAUGGUUUCGUUUCUGCAUUUACUCCAAUAGUCUCGAGAAGUGUUUAUUGGAAAUCAACUUGGAUGAGUCAAAAUCCCAAGUCUGAGAUUUCGGUUUUAGCUUCAAUCCGGCCUAUUGAAGCCUCACAAAAACCCAGUUUUGGCAAUAUAUUACCAUCUAAAGAGGUGCUUGAUAUUUGGCAGAAUGCAAAUGCUGUGUGCUUUGAUGUGGAUAGCACAGUUUGUAUAGAUGAGGGCAUAGAUGAACUUGCUGAAUUCUGUGGAGCUGGGAAAGCUGUAGCAGAUUGGACUGCUAGGGCAAUGAGUGGGUCUGUUCCCUUUGAGGAAGCCUUGGCUGCCAGGUUAUCUCUAUUCAACCCUUCGUUGUCACAAGUUCAAAGUUUCUUAGAGAAGAAGCCUCCAAGGUUGUCUCCUGGGAUUGAUGAAUUGGUCAGCCUACUGAAGAAUAGAAAAAGGGAAAUUUAUCUUAUUUCUGGAGGGUUUCGUCAAAUGAUCAAUCCUGUUGCUUCCAUCCUUGGAAUACCAAGUAAAAACAUUUUUGCCAAUGAACUUCUAUUUGAAAGUUCCGGGAAAUUUAUUGGGUUUGACAAAAAUGAGCUCACUUCAAGGAGUGGUGGGAAAGCCACUGCAGUUCGGCAGAUACGAAAGGAUCAUGGAUACAAGUCACUAGUCAUGAUUGGUGAUGGUGCUACAGACCUUGAGGCUCGUCAGCCUGGAGGUGCAGACUUGUAUAUCUGCUACGGUGGAGUUCACCUUCGAGAAUCUGUUGCAGUCAAAGCUGAUUGGCUGGUCUUCGACUUUAAGGAGUUGAUCAGCUCAUUGGAAUAGAGUCAAUCCUGUCGUGCCUUAGUUGCACUCUCCUCUGCUUGAUAUCCAAAUUUGUUUCGGACUUUUCUGAAGAAAGAAUAAAUACAAGUCUUCUAUAUGUUCUUGAUUGAUUGGAGCAUCAACAUUCUUUGAAGGCAAUUGAUUGAAUCUGCUGAAUUAUGAAAAAAUAAUAUGUAAAAAGGCUAAAAUGACCAUUAUCAACAACUUAUGUUAUAUUUUCCAUGUUUUUCUGUUAUGGCAUCUGUCUUGACUACAUAAUGGCUAGUAUUCUUCUUGAUGAAUUGCAUCUCCCUGCAUAGUGCAAAUGGGUUAUGCCUUAUGCCUAUCAACGCGUUGUGAAGUAGGAGAAGCGGUGAAUGCUGACUAUGAACACAAUUUAUUGGUCUUGACAGUCGUUGCUAGAACUUGAAUUCCUCCCGAUUCGGAUUCUGGAAGAUUUUAAUGGAGUUUGGAAUUCCGUCAGAAUUCAGAUGUCCCCAAUUUGGAUUUCUAUGGAAUCCAUGAAAAUAAGUGUGUCCUCAAAUAUUACGUGGAUUUCUAUUAUUACUUAUUUGCACGGAUUUUAAUGGAUUUCGAUGGAUUUCUAUAUACAAAAACAAUCUGCUACAAUCCUGUAGACUUCCAUUGGAUUUCAAAAUUCAUGAUCUUUUAAAA